Malus domestica (apple) is the source of this 939-nucleotide messenger RNA. RefSeq lists its product as uncharacterized. Lineage: Eukaryota; Viridiplantae; Streptophyta; Magnoliopsida; Rosales; Rosaceae. The record is from RefSeq and is a predicted model, not a curated record.
CGGUCCUUGUAGUCUUGCUUCUAUUCCUUUCACAAAGUAGUUCUCUCUCUCCUUAAAUCUCUUCUCCAAAAUGUCUUUCUCAUGUGAUAUAAGUAUGCCAUCAUGAUACCUUUUGAAGAUCUUUCGAAUUUAACUUCAAAUGGUGUUCAAAAUAUUUUUGUUGCACCAUCCUCCACACCUCAAAUGGUAUUUCGAGAAGUCCUACCCUUUGAAAACCAUGAGAUACAGGCCCCUGUUGAUCCAAAAGGUAUUAUUAGCCCUAUGGAGGGCUCGAGUAGUACUAUACAUGAGGUACAGGCCCCUGUUGAUUUCUUUUACAAAGGCAAAAACAGCAGAGUUGAAGGCGAGGUGGCCAGAGAAUACAGACCGUGGAAACCCCGAAAACAUGCGGAUUGUAGUAUACCAACCGCCUCAAGAUGCUGACCCCAUGAAUAUGACACCAAACAUCCAUGUAGAACAAGUCCAAGACAAGCCGGCAAGAUCGCCGACCACGGUGAUCGAUGAGGACAUGGGUGUCAUUUGGACUUCCCAAAGAACUUUGGGAGGAUUUAAUGACGAGGAUGAGACAAGAUCAGCACCAAGGAAGAGAAAAGCUUCAGAUGCAGAAUGUGCCCCAAUCUAAAGAAAAAAACAGAAGCGAUGGAAGAAGCGGGAACAAGAACUGAGAUCGCCUAUAUGGAGGAGUGCGAGAUGAUUGCCCCAACUUGGAGGACACCGUGAUGUAUCUCUGUCCCAUUACCUGGUGAUCUCCAUGCAUGAGAUUUAAACGAGAAUGUGUUGAUUCAAAACUGUUAAGUUUUUUUACUUUCAGUUUUGUUUCAUCAUAAGACUAUAAUAUUUUGGCUACUUAAUAUUAUUGUCUAGUAAUAUUUCUCUGUUACUUGUAAUUAAGUGAAAGGCAUUAAGUACAUAUAUGUGAUAUGACGAGUUCAAUACUAA